Diaporthe citri is the source of this 3441-nucleotide messenger RNA. RefSeq lists its product as uncharacterized. Bases 1 to 3441 code for a protein of 1146 amino acids. Gene Ontology annotation, molecular function: DNA binding; protein-arginine N-methyltransferase activity; DNA-directed DNA polymerase activity. The record is from RefSeq and is a predicted model, not a curated record. NCBI's taxonomy places the organism in Eukaryota, Fungi, Ascomycota, Sordariomycetes, Diaporthales, Diaporthaceae. Gene Ontology annotation, cellular component: nucleus. The transcript is spliced from 8 exons. Gene Ontology annotation, biological process: DNA repair; peptidyl-arginine methylation.
AUGUCUGCGGACGUGCCCCUGGUGGACAAAGAGGCCUUUUAUUCCCAGCUUGGCUGGCUUGAUGCGACAUCAGGCAGCGAAGAUGAAGCAUCUCGAGAGGAUCGCAAAUUGCGUGAUAGAAACCGAAAGUUCUUCCAACAGGCACUCCCCAAGGACAAGACCACCAGCACCAGCGGCCGUAAGCCAACCACGGACCCAAUCUCGACAGCCGACGAGAGCCAGACAAGAGUCUCAAGGCGGUCCAACACCGCACCGACGCCGCACUCUGCUCGCUCCACCGGUACCGUCAUCAAGGCUACGCCUGGUGGUUUAGACAGCAGCAAGCAAGCCAACAGGCAGCACCUCACAGUCAGCACUUCGUUCGUCGAAGAUACACCCCGCCAGGAGCCUCGUUCAUCAGCCGUCGCUAAGCUGAGGCGAAGCGCGACAAACCCGUCAUCUCUAUCAUCAAACGCUUUAUCCUUUCAGCCCGUUCCAGGCUCUACUAUGGGUUCCCGCAAGCGUAAGCAUGAAGCGGGGAUCCCUCUGAGUGAUCAGAUCCUCAGAGGGUUGCGAUUCUUCUACAUUCCAGGAGAUCGAAAAAACCCCGUACGGAGACAUCGUAUGGAUCUCGCCGGGAAGUACGGUGCGGUAGUCACCUCAGUACUCACAGACGCCACACAUGUCAUUGUUGAUGACAACCUAACCUUCGAUCACAUCAAGGACAGGGUGGCUUCCAUCAUGGAUCAAGACCAGCCCUUGAUAGUUCGAGAACACUGGCCACUCCACAGUAUUGAAGAGAAACGGCUCCUCCCGACAACAUCAUCGUGGUAUCGCGUCGUCCCACCCCCGAAGACCACAGACUUGUCCAUCCCCGCGGCACCUACUACUGAAGAACCUGCCAAAGAGUCAUUGGAGGUCAAGGCCGCCCGCAAUGAUCCCAACAGACAGGAUCAUGAUCCACAUCGUACCCCUUCGCAAAGUGAGAAUUCCUCAGCACCGCAGUACGGGAGCCACUCUGAGAUCGGAAUGGGGACGAACGCGGCACAUGUUACUAUUCCAUCCUCACAGCCCUCUUCUGGGGAUGGAGCGUCUCGUGCUUGCCCCAAGAGCAACCAUCCAGCUGGCCACGACUAUGGAGACGCUCUAUCACGACUGAUUGAGGAUGUGCAGAAGAACUACAAGGACCUUCCCUCAAUCGAAGGCGACGAUGACAAGGAGUCAGACGACAAGAACUGCGAUGACACCUCGGAGAGUGAGUCAGAAGGAAAGAAACCAGCAAAACGCCCCAAGAAGUCGAAGGCAUCAAAGCCCAGAGUUGAAGACAACUUUGUUUGUAGCAGAGGUGGUACGGUUGACAAGUCCGGGGGGCCAAAUGCCAGGACAAUCGCGGUCUUGCAGCAAAUGCUCGACUAUUACAUCAAUACGAACGACCAUUUCCGUGUUAUAGCUUAUCGCAGAGGCAUCAAUACCCUGUCCAGGCAACCCGAGAAAGUAACCACUGCCGAAGAAGCAAUCCUGCUUCCUUUCAUCGGGGAAAGACUCAGCAGUAAGAUCGAGGAGAUUGUCAACACCGACCGCCUUCAACGCCUGGAGCACGCACAAAAUGACCCAACGAGCAAGGUCUUCCAGCUCUUCCUGUGCAUCUAUGGCGUCGGCCCCUCUAUAGCUAAUCAGUGGAUUGCGCAGGGCUUCCGGACCCUCAACGACUUGCGGCGACAUGUCCCGCUCACCCCGAAUCAGCGAAUUGGCAUCGAGCACUGCCAGGACCUCAACACGCGCAUCCCCCGUGCCGAGGUCAAGGAACUCGGCGACUACGUCAAGGACGAAGCGGCCCGGAUCGACAAGGACGUCGAGCUCCUCAUCGGCGGCAGCUAUCGCAGGGGGGCGGACACCAGCGGGGACAUCGACUUCAUAAUCACCAAGGCGGGCACCAAGUCGAGCGAGGAGCUCACUCCGUUCCUGGAUCUGCUGGUAUUCAAUCUGACGAAGAAGGGCUUCCUCACGGCCGAGCUGGCCUCGCACAACUCACGAGGCUCCAGCCGUCAGAAGAACGGGGAUGGUUCCAAGUGGCAUGGCUGUUGUGUUCUCCCACGCGUCGCCGGCUCGGAGGGCGACAAUGAUGGGCACAGGCCGUGGAGACGUAUUGAUCUCCUGCUAGUUCCUGAGACCGAGUAUGGUGCCGCAUUGAUCUACUUCACGGGCAAUGACAUCUUCAACCGAAGCAUGAGGCUGCUGGCGUCGAAGAAGAAGAUGAGGCUGAACCAGCGCGGACUUUACAAGGACGUGAUGAGGGGCAUCAAGAGGGAGAAGCUGACCGAGGGAGAGCUCGUCGAAGGCAAGAGUGAGAAGAGGAUCUUUGAAAUCCUCGGCGUCAAGUGGAGAGGGCCGCACGAACGGUGGUUCAUCAACAUCAUGGCGUCUGGAGAAAAGAUGGACAUCGAGAAGGCUGAGCUGCAGCUCAAGGAAAUGGCCCAUUCUGAGCAGCACUACUUCAACAGUUACAACCACCAUGGCAUUCACGAGGAGAUGCUGAAAGAUGAAGUGCGGACCCGCUCCUAUAUGAAUGCGAUUGUGCAGAACAAGCACCUCUUCAAGGACAAGGUUGUGCUCGAUGUUGGAUGUGGCACCGGUAUUCUAUCCAUGUUCGCUGUUAAGGCCGGCGCAAAACAUGUCAUUGGCGUCGACAUGUCCACCAUCAUCUUCAAGGCCCGUGAGAUCGUCGAGGUCAACGGCAUGUCCGACAAAAUCACGCUCCUCCAGGGUAAAAUGGAGGAGAUCCACGACCAGAUGCCUUUCAAGAAGGUCGACAUCAUCAUCUCUGAGUGGAUGGGCUAUUUCCUCCUCUACGAGUCCAUGCUCGACACCGUCCUGUACGCCCGCGACAAGUACCUGAACCCGAACGGCCUCAUAUUCCCCGACAAGGCUACCAUUUUUGUUGCUGGUAUCGAGGACGGAGACUACAAGGAUGAGAAGAUUGGCUUCUGGGACAACGUCUACGGAUUCGACUACAGCCCGCUGAAGGCGACCGCCCUGACGGAGCCGCUCGUCGACACGGUCGAGAUGAAGGCUGUGGUGACGGACCCGGCCAGCGUGCUCACGCUCGACCUGUACAAGUGCACGACGGCCGACCUGGCCUACAGCGUGCCCUUCGACCUCAACGCCCGGCGCGACGACUUCGUGCACGCGCUCGUCGCGUGGUUCGACAUCGAGUUCACGGCGUGCCACAAGACGGUCGCCUUCUCCACCGGCCCCCACACAAAGUACACGCACUGGAAGCAAACCGUGCUUUACCUCAAGGACGUCCUGACCGUCCAGCAGGGCGAGACCAUCCGCUCCUCCAUGACCUGCAAGCCCAACGACAAGAACAGGAGGGACCUCGACAUCGAGCUCAGCUACAAGCUCGAGACGACCGACGCCACGCGGGCGGCCGAGGGCAGCUGCACGUACAAGAUGUGCUAA